This is a messenger RNA of Gloeophyllum trabeum ATCC 11539, 1066 nucleotides long. RefSeq lists its product as uncharacterized. Gene Ontology annotation, cellular component: nucleus. The record is from RefSeq and is a predicted model, not a curated record. Bases 1 to 987 code for a protein of 328 amino acids. The transcript is spliced from 4 exons. NCBI's taxonomy places the organism in Eukaryota, Fungi, Basidiomycota, Agaricomycetes, Gloeophyllales, Gloeophyllaceae. Gene Ontology annotation, molecular function: dioxygenase activity. Gene Ontology annotation, biological process: DNA alkylation repair; DNA repair.
AUGAAUUUGAUAUCUCCAUCGGUGUCACGCCUUGUACAUUGCUGGUUUUGGCAGUUCAGUGAAUGGGUAGCUGAAGGCAUGCUGAUGUCGGAAAGCAAGGUCAAACGCAGUCCUGUACUGGGACCAGGUGACAGGAUCGGCGAAGGGGACACCAGCAUUAUCUUACAUUUCCUUCCUCGCGAGCUAGCGGAUAUCGCCUUCGAACAACUGAAAAAUGAAGUCAAGUGGAAUACAAUGUACCAUCGAGGCGGCGAAGUCCCUCGACUUGUGGCGGUCCAGGGGCAGGUGAAUGAUGAUGGAAGCUUCCCGUUAUACAGACACCCAGCCGAUGAAUCUCCUCCCAUUCGUCCCUUUUCGCCUACGGUAUCUUUGAUCAGGGAGCAUGUCGAGAAAGUGCUCAAUCAUCCCGUCAACCAUGUCCUGAUUCAGUUAUACCGUGGAGGUGCCGACUACAUCUCUGAGCACUCGGACAAGACCGUUGAUGUGGUCAGAGGAUCAAAAAUAGUGAACGUCAGUCUGGGGGCGCAGCGUAUAAUGGUCCUUCAGACAAAGAAGGAAUCCGCUCGACCCGACAGUAGUGCGGGGGAUGCCAGGUCCUCUCGACUGACCCAACGCAUUCCGCUUCCGCACAACUCCAUGUUUGUGAUGGGACUCGACACUAAUAGGAAGUGGAUGCAUGGCAUACGCCCCGACAAACGCCCGGCCUCCGUGAAAUCGGAGGACGAGAGAUUCGCCAACGGGGAGCGUAUUAGUCUGACAUUCCGCCGCAUUGGCACUUUCUUGACCGCAGAUGAAUCAUUCAUCUAUGGUCAAGGUGCUAAGGGGAAGACAAGAGAACAACAGCGUCCUGUGGUGAAUGGGACUGAGGAGGCGGCAAAGCUUAUCGAAGCCUUCGGUGCUGAGAACCAUGAUAGCAAGUUCGACUGGGACAAGGGCUACGGGGAGGGUUUUGAUGUGUUACACUCUACGAGCAGAGGAACCGAGUGAAUACCGCUGGCGACCCGGACGGGAGACUAUUUUCUCAGUACCUAUCAAUGAACGUGGAUAUAUCCCCAACCUCGGGGGA